AUGGCUACGGGGAGCCGGCUGGCCACAGCGGGAGCCGUCCGCUGUGGUGACGGGGAUGAACUAGCUCUGGCUGGGCUAGAACACCAGACAACCGCACAACAUGUUCAAGCUAAGACUAGCAGUCCAAUGGCCAUUCGAAACCGCACAGCACCAUUGGGACUAGUGAUGUCUUACCACGCCCAGCUACGCGACCACGCAAGGGUAACAUUCCAUUCCCUCGAGCUAAGUACGGGACUGGAAAACUGGACCGAGAGCUCCAUAUGUGAUGAUGGUUUCUACGGAGCAGACUGUGCACAGACAUGUCGCUGCAUGGAGGGGGUCGCAUGUAACAGAACUACGGGCGAGUGUUUCGGAGACUGCGCAUCAGGAUUCACAAGCAUCAACUGCCAAGUACCUGAUACCAUAGAUGGACUAAUCGUGAAUGGAACCAGUCACAAUACCCUCCAUCUGACGUGGGAUGCACCGGGAACCAGCCAAAGGUACCCUUGCCCUGCAUCCGACUACCUGGUGAACUUUGACGUCAUCAACCUGGAGCAGUGUCUAGAUGUUCAUCAACAUGGCGGAUUAGUGAAUACCAAUGACACCAGCAUCACUCUGCAUGGACUAAAGGCGUACUCGACUUACAUCGUUUCUUUCACCCCGCGAAAUGAAGCCGGCAACGGUACAACAUCGUUCCUUCAAGUAACUACUGGGGAAACCUUUCCACAGGUCCAACCCGAAUUCAACAGCAGUUCAGCAACGACCGAGAGUAUCACGUGGACAUGGAAACCGAUACCCUGUGGGAAGAAAGGCGGCAACAUUAUCGGCUAUGAAACACGUUUGAUGAGAUUAAGGGUAACAAACAGGCUGAAUAGUUCAGCCACACUAAUGACACACACCGGUUUAAAACCCUGUACAAAUUACACUCUACGUGUUAGGGUGUACACCAAUGAAGGGUCUGGACCAUGGUUAACUGUACACCAACGAACGGCCACUGAUGUACCAGAUGCUGUGCCAGAUAAUUCCCUCAAGGUCAUAUCCCGUGAACGAAACGAAUUCGACGUUCGUUGGGCCUCCUCCGAAGGACCCUGCCCUGCGACAUCGUACAUUGUAACCUAUGAACUCAUCGAGGUAGACCAAUGCGUGCAGCAGAAUCCACCAAUCAGAACAAAUGUAGGAACGGUCAACACUACUCACGUUACUCUCCACCUACCUGCGUAUUACUCACAGUACAGAGUAAACGUUGCGCCGAUCAAUAUAGCUGGAGAUGGUGAAGAAAAUUUCGAAUAUAUAGAUACAAACGAAAUCACACCAACUGCAGCACCGGUUAUCCGAAGUACAGCAACCAAUGACAGCGUCACGUUCUCCUGGGAUCCCAUCCCUUGUGGCAGUAGACGUGGCAAUAUCACUCACUACGAGUACAGAUUCAAAACGCCAGGAUCACAACAGGAGAACAGACCUCCUGAGAAGAGAAAUAUCUCACAGUUGUCGUUUACCUUUCAUGAUUUAUCACCGUGUACCACCUACUCAAUCAGAGUUCGAGCAUAUACUCGCAUUGGAGCAGGUCCGUGGACAAACUGGACAGAGCAAGACACAGUCGUGUUAGAUGAAAUCAGAGCCCUUAACCUGGAACCCUCAGUCAACGAAAUCCAGGCUUCUUGGACAACUACUGGGAACGAGGACAACCCUUGCCCUGUGACCUCGUACCGCGUUAGUUACCAACUUCUCAACUUGGAGCAGUGCCAAUCAAAGACCGAUCCUGCCCUGACAAAUACAGCAGUUGUGAAUGGCAAUGAUAUUGACAUCACGUCAAUGCAUGCUUACUCUACGUACAGUGUGCAAGUUGUACCCGCAAAUAAUGCUGGCGAAAAAUACAAGAAGAAGAGGACAGUUACGACUAACGAGGGAGAGCCAAUGGCUGCUCCGGAACUUGACAAAAUCGUCCCGUCCAGUUCGGGCGUUCGAGUGUCAUGGCAUCCGAUUCCCUGCGGCAAACGAGGCGGUAACAUCACAGGCUACACGUACGAGCUACGUGACGCAUCUGGGUCCAUGAUACAAACAGAAGACACCAUAGCAGAGUCUGUAGAGGUUGAUGGUCUGUCACAGGGGGCUUCCUACUUCUUCAGGCUGUGUGCGUUCACGCGUGCAGGAUCGGGACCCUGGAAGGAAGUUGGAUUUGACAUUCCCACUGAUGAUUCGGAAACUUCUCCUGGGAGUGGCUCAGUUUCGGGCGUAGUCAUCUUCGUCUUGGUCGCUGUGGCUCUUGCUCUCCUGAUAGCUGUCAUCAUCAAGAAACGACGGCGGCAAAGGAGCAAGGCACUGAAUUCGGGCGACACUGACGAUGUUGAACUUGAGAAUCUGCCAACUACGUCUGGUUACAAGCCAUCCGUUGAUACAUCAGCUGCAGAAGGCCUAUCCACUGAUGAACCAGUGACGUCAUCCACUAAUCCACCAAAGUCUACUGAACAACUAGCUAUUGCUGUCUCACCCAAAGCGGGGCCAUCCCCAACAUCCACUGAUUCAGCAUCAGCAUCUGGUCCAUCCACAUCCACCAAGGCUCCCGUGAAGCCCAAACCGUACGUCAAUCCUUCCACCAAGCCCAAGCUGAAGGCUUCGGCAAAGGCAUCCCCGAGUUUCUCCCAAGCCGGCCCAGUUGCCAUGGCUCAACUGGCUGAAUACAUCAAGAGUAGAACAGCUGGAAAGGUCAUCGGAUUCCAACAAGACUAUGAGUCGAUUCCAGGUGAGCAGAUGCACUCUUGGUGCGUCGCCAAACAGGACCACAACACCAGGAAGAAUAGAUACAAAAACAUCUUGGCAUAUGACCAUUCUCGCGUGGUCUUGGAGUGUCUGGAAGAUGACCCACAAUCAGACUACAUCAAUGCCUCCUACAUCAAUGGCUACAAGCAUAAGUCCAAGUACAUUGCCUGUCAGGGUCCCACUGAGGCCUCAGUGGACGAUAUGUGGCGCAUGGUGUGGCAGGAACGCGUGGGAAAAAUCGUCAUGCUGACGAACCUGAUCGAACAUGGCAAGGGGAAAUGCGAGCAAUACUGGCCCGAAGGUAAUGCAGACUAUGGAGAACUGUUUGUCCGGAAAGUGGACGAAACAAAACACUCUAAUUUCAUUGUGAGGACUUUCCACGUGACGAAGAACAGUGAGCCUGAAGGUGAAUACCGUGAGUUAACCCAGUUCCACUACACCACCUGGCCAGACAUGAAACCACCAGAGUCAUCUCCGUUACUUCAGUUUGUCAGAAGGGUCCGAGCAACAGACACUUCACAACACGGACCCAUCGUUGUCCACUGCAGUGCUGGAGUUGGCCGUACAGGAACCUUCAUCACUUUGGACUCCAUGCUUGAGAUGGCGGAGGCAGAGGGGAAAGUCGAUGUCUUGAAGUUUGUAAACGAUAUGAGGGAACAGCGCUUCCUUAUGGUCCAAACACUAGAUCAAUACAAGUUCAUCUUCGAUGCUCUGUUGGAGUCUAGUCUCUCAGAGAACACGGCCAUCAGUGCUGAUCGCUUCCAUCAGAGCUACGCUAAACUCAAGAAACGGGACAAGAAGACAGGGACAAGUGGCAUCGAAGCGCAGUUCCAGAUGCUGGAGUCGUUCACUGCAACACCAAGCGAGGAGCAGUGUAUGGGAGGGAGGAGCGCCGCCAACGUUGACAAGAACAGAUUCAAAGACUGCAUUCCAAAAGACAGCAGCCGACCGUAUCUGAUGACAAAAGGUGACGAAGGAAGUACCAACUACAUCAAUGCUACAUUCCUGGAUGGUUAUAACAGUAAGCAUGCCUACCUAGCUACCCAGGCACCGCUGCCUAACACACGGGAUGAUAUCUGGAGGAUGGUGUUUGACUACAAAUCAUCUUGUAUUGUCAUGCUCAAUUCCAUGGGCAAUGACCCGGGCGUUGUCCAGUAUUGGCCAGAAAAAGACAGUUUGGAUAUUGGGCCACUGACCGUUACACUGACCCGUGAGGACCGGCACAACGAGGACAUUAUCAUACGGGAGUUGGAUGUUUGCUAUCCCGCUAGGAAGAAUGACGAGGUCCAGACUGUCUGUCAGAUCCAAUACCUGGGAUGGCCAUCUGGGAAGGAGGUUCCAAGAUCCCCAUCUAGUCUCCUCAAGGUGCUGGAGGCUGUUAAGAUGUGGUCGACCGACCACCCUGAUGGACCCAUCACUGUCCACUGCAUUGACGGCGUCGAAUGCAGUGGAACCUUUUGCGCCUUACUCACACUCCUGGACCAACUCGCACUGGAGAAAGUUGUAGACGUCUUCCAAGCCACCAAGAAACUCCGCAUCACCCGAGCUGGGAUGGUCAACACUUUGGCUCAGUACCAACUGUGCUAUCAGGUGAUCCAAACCUACUUGGAUUCCAGCUCAAUCUAUGAGAAUUAUCGAUGAAUCAGUUUGGGACAACUUGUUAGACAUCAUAAAUGUCAGAUUUGCAAGUCCAUUAGUUUGUAACCGAUACUUAACGUUUUUGUAAGGACAAAGAGGAGUUUUGGAAAGGUAGGUUUUCUCUGCUUUAACGUCAGUAUUACAUCUAUAGUUUCAAAUUCCUGCUCGGCAAUUUUCUGUUCGUCGUGGGGCUAGGCUAGGCUAGUAGCCUCUUUGUUCCUAUAUCGCUGACUGUCUGACUGACUGACACACUGUCAAUUAUGGGCUCUGUGCGCGACCAAAAGAAGGCGUGUUUUUCCCUCUUUUGAGAGCUCCGUGGACGGGGGACACAGCGUGCGUGUACUGUACUGUGCUGGUUCGUGCGCAAAGUACGCACGACUUCCUGAGUGUGCAAAAG
Patiria miniata (bat star) is the source of this 4771-nucleotide messenger RNA. RefSeq names its product receptor-type tyrosine-protein phosphatase T-like. Gene Ontology annotation, molecular function: protein binding; protein tyrosine phosphatase activity. The record is from RefSeq and is a predicted model, not a curated record. Gene Ontology annotation, biological process: protein dephosphorylation. Lineage: Eukaryota; Metazoa; Echinodermata; Asteroidea; Valvatida; Asterinidae. Bases 1 to 4377 code for a protein of 1458 amino acids. The transcript is spliced from 27 exons.